Molecule: messenger RNA, 2620 nt
Organism: Calidris pugnax (ruff)
Lineage: Eukaryota; Metazoa; Chordata; Aves; Charadriiformes; Scolopacidae
Gene: BCO1
Product: beta-carotene oxygenase 1
Exons: 13
Coding region: 193-1773 (526 amino acids)
Biological process (GO): retinal metabolic process; carotene catabolic process
Molecular function (GO): beta-carotene 15,15'-dioxygenase activity; carotenoid dioxygenase activity
Source: RefSeq, a predicted model, not a curated record
AAAGCAAAAAGAACCCAAGUGGAACAGCUUGUAGCCUUCACCACAACUGUUUAAAGCAGAAAAAAAAUACAGUGAAGAAAACCUGCCUGAGGAAAGCGCUGUUCUCAGAGAGCCCAGACAGGAGGGGACCACUGCGGCUGCGGGAGCAGCUGGGGAGAGGACACAGAAAGUGAUUAUUCCAGAUAAGCAGAGAUGGAUACGAUAUUUGGUAGAAAUAAAGAAGAACAUCCAGAGCCCAUAAAAGCUGAGGUGAAAGGUCAGUUGCCCACUUGGUUGCAAGGGAUACUCCUCCGAAACGGCCCAGGGAUGCACACCAUAGGAGACACUAAGUACAACCACUGGUUUGAUGGCUUGGCUCUGCUGCACACCUUUACAAUUAAAAAUGGUGAAGUUUACUACAGGAGUAAGUAUCUCCGGAGCGACACGUACAACUACAAUAUAGAAGCAAACCGAAUCGUGGUGUCUGAGUUUGGAACUAUGGCUUAUCCAGAUCCAUGCAAAAACAUAUUUGCCAAGGCAUUCUCAUAUCUGUCCCACACCAUUCCUGAGUUCACAGACAACUGCCUGAUCAACAUUAUGAAAACUGGGGAUGAUUUUUAUGCUACCAGUGAGACUAACUUCAUCAGGAAAAUUAAUCCGCAGACUCUGGAGACAUUAGAGAAGGUUGACUACAGCAAAUACGUAGCUGUAAAUCUGGCAACGUCUCACCCACACUAUGACAGUGCUGGAAAUGUUCUCAACAUGGGUACUUCAAUAGUUGAUAAAGGGAAGACAAAAUACAUUCUAUUUAAGAUACCUCCCUCUGUGCCAGAAAAAGAGAAGAAGCAAUCUUAUUUUAAAAAUCUGGAAGUGAUGUGCUCCAUCCCUUCUCGCUCCUUGCUCCACCCAAGCUACUACCAUAGCUUUGGAAUCACAGAAAAUUACAUUAUCUUCAUAGAGCAGCCAUUCAAACUGGAUAUUGUCAAAAUGGCAACUGCCUACAUUCGAGGUGUGAACUGGGCUUCCUGCCUUGCCUAUCACAAGGAAGAGAAGACUUGGUUUCACUUUGUAGACAAGAAGACUAAAAAAGAAAUAUCCACCAAGUUCCACACUGAUGCUAUGGUGCUUUUUCACCAUAUAAAUGCUUAUGAAGAGGAUGGCCACAUUAUUUUUGAUAUUAUUGCUUAUACAGACAACAGCCUAUACGAUAUGUUCUAUUUAAAAAACCUGACUAAGGACUUUGAAGAGAAAAACAAGCUUACCUCUGUACCAACCAGCAAGCGAUUUGUUGUUCCUCUGCAGUAUGACAAGGACGCCGAGGUAGGUUCUAAUUUAGUCACACUUCCAUCUACUGCAACUGCUGUAAAAGAGAAAGAUGGCAGCAUCUAUUGCCAGCCUGAAAUACUAUGUGAAGGGAUAGAACUGCCUCGCAUCAACUACAACUAUAACAGCAAAAAAUACAAGUACGUCUUUGCAACGCAAGUGCAGUGGACUCCAGUUCCUACAAAGGUUGUAAAAUUUAACGUCCAGACAAAGGAAAUGCUCCACUGGGGAGAGGACCACUGCUGGCCAUCUGAGCCCAUUUUUGUUCCCAGCCCUGAUGCAAGAGAAGAGGAUGAUGGCAUUGUUUUGACCUGCGUUGUGGUGUCUGAGCCAAACAAAGCACCCUUCCUACUGGUCUUGGAUGCUAAAACGUUCCAAGAAUUGGGCCGAGCCACAGUAGAUGUAGAAAUGCAUCUGGACCUGCAUGGAAUGUUUAUACCAGAGAAGGAUUUGAAGACUGAGACUGAGUAGGAAACAGAACAAAAUAAUUGUCAUUUACUGCCUCUGCAUCACGUGAGAAUCUGGGCUUUGGUGGCUUGUUCGUGGUUCCGUAAGAUGUUUACGGCAGAGCAGGAACUGAACCAACAGCAUCCCCAGGUCUUGUUUGCUCUGUAGCAGCUAUACCUCCCUUUCUCUGCUUAAGUCUUUGCAGUUUGUAAGUAUUAAGAAUAUCCAGACUAUUUUUAAUGUGGAAAAAAAAGUCACUGUGGUCAGAUCUAGAGUUAAAAUAUGCAGAUUCAGCCAUUCAAAUGUUUAUAUAUUCCAUAAAAUGGAAAUAAACACUUCAGUAAGGCGUGUCUGCAGAAAUAGUCACCUUUGGUGUUUUUAAGGCAUAUUACCACUACUGUUUAAGAGAGCUUUAUCUGCUAAAGAAGAAAUUUAAUUACAUUUUUGUAAGUAAUAUGGGAGCAGAACUGGAAUGGAAAACUGACUUCUGAUGUUGAGAAAGGACACCAGUUGUGGGAUUGUUUCUUUUAAUCUGAAAAAGUUUAGAUUUAACAAGUUUCCACAAAUAUUUCUGGAAUUAUAAGGUGGUAACGAAUCCAAACUCUAACCAUUAUUAUAGAUCUUUUUUUUUUUUUUAAGAGUUUGUCUCCAGAAUUUCUUCUGUAGAACUCAUAGUAUUAUGUUUUCAGAUGAUCAUGAGUUUAGAUACAGGAGUUACUUGACUUCUGAAGAGCUAAUUCUUACUGGCAGAGAUGACACAAUAGGGGAAUAUCAAUCAUGAAAACAGAUCAGAUUUGUUGUCUACAGUCUAAGAAAGCAAAUGUGUUCUUUGUGUAGAAAUACUGCAGAAAAUAAAUUACAAGAACUUGUA